Periophthalmus magnuspinnatus is the source of this 570-nucleotide messenger RNA. It is a transcript of the gene rps15, whose product is annotated as ribosomal protein S15. Gene Ontology annotation, biological process: translation; ribosomal small subunit assembly. Gene Ontology annotation, molecular function: structural constituent of ribosome; RNA binding. Gene Ontology annotation, cellular component: ribosome; cytosolic small ribosomal subunit. NCBI's taxonomy places the organism in Eukaryota, Metazoa, Chordata, Actinopteri, Gobiiformes, Gobiidae. The transcript has 5 exons. The coding region runs from base 93 to 530 and encodes 145 amino acids. The record is from RefSeq and is a predicted model, not a curated record.
AAGUGAAGUAGACCGGAAACAGUCUCCAAAUCGCGCGAUAUUAAAUUCAACGAGAGUUUAGCCCGUUCUUUUCCUCAGGAGCGUCAGGCAAGAUGGCGGAUACCGAGAUCAAGAAGAAGCGUACGUUCAGGAAGUUCACCUACAGAGGAGUGGACCUGGACCAGCUCCUGGACAUGUCCUAUGAGCAGCUUAUGCAGCUGUACUGUGCCCGUCAGAGGAGGAGGUUGAACCGUGGACUGCGCCGUAAGCAGCAGUCCCUCCUCAAGCGUCUGCGUAAGGCCAAGAAGGAGGCUCCGCCCAUGGAGAAGCCAGAGGUGGUCAAAACCCACCUCCGGGACAUGGUCAUCCUGCCUGAAAUGGUCGGAUCAAUGGUCGGCGUGUACAAUGGAAAGACAUUCAACCAGGUUGAAAUCAAGCCUGAGAUGUGUGGCCACUACCUGGGCGAGUUCUCCAUCACAUACAAACCUGUGAAGCACGGUCGUCCUGGUAUCGGUGCUACGCAUUCUUCUCGAUUCAUCCCUCUGAAGUAGAAUGGCUGUUUUCUUUGUAUAAAUAAAUUUUGGUGGUCCC